Messenger RNA from Tyto alba (common barn owl), 434 nucleotides. Its product is annotated as feather keratin-like. The record is from RefSeq and is a predicted model, not a curated record. Lineage: Eukaryota; Metazoa; Chordata; Aves; Strigiformes; Tytonidae. Bases 1 to 363 code for a protein of 120 amino acids. The transcript has 2 exons. Gene Ontology annotation, cellular component: intermediate filament. Gene Ontology annotation, molecular function: structural constituent of cytoskeleton.
AUGGCCUGCUCCGACCUCUGCCGCCCCUGCGGACCCACCCCGCUGGCUAACAGCUGCAACGAGCCCUGUGUCAGGCAGUGCGAGGACUCCCGCGUCGUCAUCCAGCCUUCCACCGUGGUGGUCACCCUGCCAGGACCCAUCCUCAGCUCCUUCCCCCAGAGCACCGCCGUCGGAUCCUCCUCAUCGGCUGCCGUGGGCAACGUCCUCAGCUCCCAGGGAGUGCCCGUCUCCUCCGGAGGCUUCGGCUUCGGCUACGGCUACGGCUUGGGCGGCCUGGGCUGCUUCGGCUUCGGCUUCGGCUACGGCUACGGCUUGGGCGGCCUGGGCUGCUUCGGUGCCAGAAGGGGCUGCUACCCCUGCUAAGGGCCCUUGACACACGAGCUCAACAUCAACGGCUCCUCCUCUCUAUGCAUUAAAUAAGGAAGCAAGGAUGG